Ailuropoda melanoleuca (giant panda) is the source of this 1729-nucleotide messenger RNA. Its product is annotated as vegetative cell wall protein gp1-like. Lineage: Eukaryota; Metazoa; Chordata; Mammalia; Carnivora; Ursidae. The transcript is spliced from 2 exons. The record is from RefSeq and is a predicted model, not a curated record. Bases 66 to 1025 code for a protein of 319 amino acids.
GUGUGUGUGUGAGGGGUCAUGUAGGGUGGGGCCACCCCGAGCAGGAACAGGCUGAUGAGGGGUCAAUGUCCACUGGGCAGGUCGUGUUCACACCCCAGGUCAAGCCUGGCUGUGUGGGACGGGGGGUGCGGGGGCUGUGCCCUUCUGCCCGAGGUUUAUCCCAAGCCCAGCAUGGGUGGGUCACUGCAUCCCCGGUGCAGGGCUGGGCAAGCACAGGUCUGUGUCUGAUCUGGGAGCAGCAGGGGGACUGGGCAGGAGGACAGGGGGGAUGGCCGGGCAGGGCUAUGAUGCCUCUGGGCCAGCUACCGGUCCCUGUCUUUGUGAAGGCCACGGAUGAGAUUGGAAAGAGGCUGGCAGACAACCGCCCCAUGUCCCUGGCAGAGGGAGUCCCCUCACAGUGGUCUCCAGAAGCAGGGACUGGGGACUGCCCGGGAUGGCCUUUAACACCGCCCAGGCCACUGUCCCUGGUGGUCCCUCAUCUCACUGCGGUCCAAGAGCUGGAGCCCACAGAGGCCGAGCCUGAGGCUGCUCCACCAUCUGAGGAACUAAAGCUGGCUCCAAGUUCAUGGGCAGGGGUGGUACCUGCAGCGACUUCAGCAGAAGACCAGGAGCCAGCAGGGGACCUGGCACCUGCCCACGGAGAGCCUGCCACCACCACUGCUCCUGCCCCUUCCCCUGCCUGUGCUCCUGUUCUUGCCCCUGACUCAGCUCCUGCCCUGGGUCCUGCACCUGCCACUGUUGCUGACCCUGUCCCUCCCCUUGCUCCUGCCCCUGUCCCUGAUCUUGCACCUGUCCCUGCCCCUAUCCCCAGCCCUGCCCCUACCUUUGCAGGGCCUGCAGAGCCACAUCCAGAGCCCACAGUCCUGCGGGCACAGCUCCUUGUACAAUUACACUUAGUCAUAUCACCCGAGCCCCACAUCUUGCCAGGAUGUUUCAUCCCCUCCCCCUGUGUUCUUUCUCUCUGGUGUAUUUUAACUCUUAUAUUAGCUUUCCAAGCCCUGUAUGCUGUUUAUGAUUUGUUUUAAAUAAAGUUACUUGUUUUCAGUUGAACACGUCAUGAGCAUGGAGUGCAUCCCCGACGCUGCGCCACCGCGGCACAGAACAUGGCGGCAGAACAUUCCUUCCCCAAAGGAGACCCCAAACCAGGGGCCCGCCCUGCCCCUUUCUCCCCCAGCCCAGACCCUUAGAACGCCUAAGCUGCUUUCUCUCUCUGUUCCUUUACUGUUCCAGAUGUUUCUGUAAGUGGAAUCACACAAUAGGUGCCUCCGUGUCUGCUCACCUAUUUUCAAAGGGGACUCGUUUCUUUCUGUGUUGACAGAAAAUUUCCCUUAUUUGACAUGAAAUCCCCGAUGGAUUACAGAUCAGACAUAAUCACAGAGACCAGUUUAGGAAUUAUGGGCACAAUCUUAGGGCCAAGACCCCUGUUCCUGCUGGGACACCACGGCCUGACCUCAGACUCAACACAGCUGGUUCCUCCUGUGACCCACACAGACACCAGGGAAAUGCAGACAGCUGGUAGACACGCCACAAAGGGCAAAAGCAUUGCCUAUGACCCAAGGAGAGAAAGGUUUCCCCUGCCUCUGGUCCAAACCGUGCUCCAAGUCACUGGGUUCCACAGGGACACAGACCAAACACACGCAAGUCCAAGGGGAAGGAUAGGCAUGCAGGGAGUAUGUGUCAGAGAUGUGGGAGCUCCUGGGGAAGAACUCCGGCACAGGAAACCCUAUGG